GGGCGAUAUUAGCCACAGGAUCGAGUAUUAUGGGGCGGCGAUGCUUUUCAUCCACACCGUUAACGAGACGUCGCGUUUAGAAAACCUGUAAUAAUCUGCAGCAGGACACGGAUUUUGGCCGAUACUUUUGUACCAGACAGUGAUCUUGUUGUACUGACUGCAGUAAAGACAGCAGUGUGAGAUGGUCCGGAACAGUUUAAUGAGCACCGCGGAGGACGUGGCGGAUCAGUUCUUGCGAGUGACGAAGCAGUACCUUCCCCAUGUAGCGAGAUUGUGUCUGAUCAGCACCUUCCUAGAAGAUGGUAUCAGGAUGUGGUUCCAGUGGAGUGAGCAGAAAGAGUACAUUGAGAGCUCUUGGGGCUGUGGCUUCUUCCUCGCCUCACUUUUCGUCUUAAUAAAUUUACUGGGCCAGCUGGGAGGUUGUGUAUUGAUCCUGAGCAGAAAUUUUGUGGAAUAUGCCUGUUUUGGAUUAUUUGGAAUCAUUGGAUUGCAGACAAUUGCCUACAGCAUUUUGUGGGACCCAAAGUUUUUGAUGAGGAACCUGGCACUUGGGGGUGGCUUGCUGUUACUUCUGGCUGAGUCACGUUCAGAAGGCAGAAGCAUGUUUGCUGGAGUUCCCACGGUGCGAGAGAGCUCUCCUAAGCAGUACAUGCAGCUCGGAGGACGUGUUCUGCUUGUACUAAUGUUCAUGACCCUGCUCCAUUUUGAUGCCAACUUCCUCUCUAUCUUACAGAACCUUGUGGGCACAGCUCUAAUUAUCCUGGUGGCCAUCGGGUUUAAGACAAAGCUGGCUGCUCUCACUCUGGUUGUCUGGCUUUUCAUCAUCAAUGUUUACUUCAAUGCCUUCUGGACCAUUCCGACUUACAGGCCUAUGCAUGACUUCCUCAAGUAUGACUUCUUCCAGACCACAUCUGUGAUCGGAGGUCUGCUGCUUGUGGUAGCACGAGGUCCCGGUGGAGUCUCCAUGGACGAGAAGAAGAAGGAGUGGUGAGACUGGCAAACUUCAAAUGGCUCUCUUGCUCACUCUAUAGUGUGUGCUCAGCGUAGAUUCAUGCAGCGUUAUCAAUCAAAACAAGAGCACUAUACAGGGAGUGAUGAGCAGUUUGAGACACAUGGCCUGUAGUGAAGGAACCCAGAAACCAACAACAUGACUUACUCUACACUUCUGCAGCCCAAGCACUGUCUCACUCUUCUGUGGUUUCAGUGUGUUUUCUUCAUUUCCACAGGCACUUUUAGGCGUUAUAAUUUUUGUCAUAUUUAUUAGCAACAAAUAUGGCCAGAACAUUUGUUUUCCACUCUUGUUACUAUAGUCAUUAUCUGGUACGUUAGUAUAACAUUUUAAUAUUUCCAGAAAAUCUCCUCUGUUUGUGGUGCCACUCAUCAAGUCCACUGACCAAAGACACAUUCCAUUUUCUACUUUUUAUUUUUAUAUACAAACAACUCUGGCUGCUCUGGUGUUAACGGAGACCUGUUGCUGAUUAAAUCUAUUAAACAUUAUUAUAUAUUGAUGUUAUUAAGUGAUAAUAGCAUCAAGGUUUCAAUUGCUUGGCCUUGUAAGCACGCCAGUAAUGGGUACUUUUACAUCACUUGGCUGUUUAUGAAUGUAUCAUCAUAACUGCUAAAUCAAACCGAAUGGUUCCAUUGUGUAAGGCUCAGUGUGUGUGACAGCAGAUAUGUUCACCACUACAGCUCAGGAGUACAACAGGCAAGAACUAAGAGAUUAACAAAACAAGAUGUGCGUUUUCUAUUAUUUAAAAAAAAUAUAAACUAUAAUCUAUGACCACCCUUAAUGACCUUUUAGACUCUUUUUUUGUUUUGUUUUUUACAUAAUUGUUUUCCACACCUAUAUAGAUGUUGAUUUUAUUAUGUCAGUAUAUGGCAUUGUUAACUGUGUGUAAACUGUUGUCAGGUCAAUAAAGUUUACAGUAGCUGUGUAUUUUUUCAAAACAAGCAAGAAUUUUAAAUAAAUGAAACCCUGUGAUUUGC
Tachysurus fulvidraco (yellow catfish) is the source of this 1986-nucleotide messenger RNA. RefSeq names its product surfeit 4, like (gene surf4l). Gene Ontology annotation, cellular component: endoplasmic reticulum-Golgi intermediate compartment; membrane; endoplasmic reticulum. Gene Ontology annotation, biological process: Golgi organization. The record is from RefSeq and is a predicted model, not a curated record. The coding region runs from base 182 to 991 and encodes 269 amino acids. NCBI's taxonomy places the organism in Eukaryota, Metazoa, Chordata, Actinopteri, Siluriformes, Bagridae. The transcript is spliced from 6 exons.